CGAUGAAGAAGUUUAUUCACUUUUUCAUCGUGGAAGACCGAAUGUAGGGAACCUCGCUGGCCAGGCAGGUCCCUAUCAUCAGGCUAACGUCAACACGCCUUCAACGUCAACCUUCAACCAGGUGGCCCCCACUACAGCACCGACUUAUAAUUUUCGCCCCUCAACGCGAUCGGGCCGAGGACACAGAAGGUUUCAGGCACAAUUGAGCUGUCCUGUGGCUCAGUCUUUUACCAAAGAGGUAAUUCUCUUGCCACACCAUAAAUCAACAAAUGUACCAAGGCGGGCCAGCAAAGCUUGGCUUUUUGAAAAGGGACAUAUUAAAUCUGCCCUGGAAUUUCGCUGUGACUGGGAUUCCGGAAGAGUGUUGCAGGCAAUAACGGUGGCCUUCCAGCCAAUUCUGGAGGGCUGCAGGUUACAAAUCCUGAUGCCUUGUCACAACAAACUAGUCGAGCCAUCCCUAACCUCCAAUCAAAAGUUGAGUGGAGGCCUUUUGAAAAAACUCUUCCAUCAAAAGUCCAUUUACGUCAGGCCUGACAAGGUCAUUUUGAGUGAAGAAAACCAAUCUCCAUCUUCUGGGGAAGACAGCCAUGCAGAGAGCCUUGAUUUUGCUCAAAUGUCAGACAGUGACAAAUGUGUCAUUGGUAGUGUAGGUGACAUUUCCAAAGAAGUUGUCUCAGCUAUCUCCACUGUUGAGGCCCAGUCCCUCUUCAGAAAUAACCCUUCCAUCUCCAGUGGUGAUCAAGUUAUCUGGUGUGUUGCUACCGAAGAUAUUUGCACCGAUGCACCUUCCAUCUCAGCUGACACCGCCACCAUGUCCACUAGUCCUCCUGUCAUCACUAUUGAUGAGACCCUCAUCCUGUCCAGUGGAACCUCUGCAAUCUCCAGUGGCAACACCUCUGGUGUGUCCCAUGGUCCCCAACCAUCUGGCAAUAUUUCAUCCAGCACAUCCUACAGUACAUACCUGGACCUAUUUGAGGAAGAAUAUCUCUCUGAUGACCAUGAUCUCCAGGAAGCCAUUUCAAGGUCUUUAGAUUCCAGUGCAAGUGAGAGUGAUUUAAAGGUGACGUUGGAGAGAAUAAUGGAGCAGAUUGCUUCUCGAGUAAAUAAUGACAGCACUGUACGCUUCAAUAUUGUCAGAAGAAAUGUGUGGGAUGGAGCAUCCAGAGCCAUGGGCAGAUCCAAUUUUUCACCCGAGAAGAAGGUAGACGUUAAGUUCACUGAUGACUAUGGGAUAUCUGAGGGUGCUGUGGACAAUGGAGGUCCUACUCGUGAGUUUUUCCGACUCUGUCUACACGAAAUCAAGGACAAGAUUGGCAUCUUUGAGGGUCCACUUAAUGCUAAAGUCCUUACAUGCAACUCCAAAGCAAUGAAAGACAAUGGAUACUUUUAUGCUGGUCAGAUCAUGGCAAUGUCAAUCGCCCAUGGGGGGCAGAGUCCGUGUUUCCUUUCUGAACUCUUGUACGAGUGUCUUAUAAAGGGUCCAGACAACGUGAAGGUCAAAACUGAACAUAUUACUGAUGAAGAAACAAGGUCACAGGUGCAGUCGAUCUUACGGGCUGAGACUGAAUCACAACUGCAAGAGGCAGUUGCACAGGCAGCCAGCUUAAUCAGUCUUGCUGGUCACAAUGUUCGCAUAACACUGGAAAACAAAAAGACACUGCUUUGGACUUGGCACACUGGUGUCCUAGAUGCUCUCCAGAGAUACCCUCUACAAACAAAGUGCCUUUUUGUGAAGGCUGAAAAGGGUUUAACAGCAACUGAUGUGGAGAAUCUCUUUGAGAUCAUUUACUCCGAAAGAGGGAGUAAUGCAUUUCGAGAAGAGUGCCGGAUCCUGGCUUUCUGGCAAGACUAUCUUCAGGAUGCUGAAAGUAAGGUGAAUCCUUAA
Molecule: messenger RNA, 1885 nt
Organism: Sander lucioperca (pikeperch)
Lineage: Eukaryota; Metazoa; Chordata; Actinopteri; Perciformes; Percidae
Product: G2/M phase-specific E3 ubiquitin-protein ligase-like
Exons: 11
Coding region: 425-1885 (486 amino acids)
Molecular function (GO): ubiquitin-protein transferase activity
Source: RefSeq, a predicted model, not a curated record